Messenger RNA from Antechinus flavipes (yellow-footed antechinus), 3773 nucleotides. RefSeq names its product phosphoribosyl pyrophosphate synthetase 2 (gene PRPS2). The transcript has 7 exons. The record is from RefSeq and is a predicted model, not a curated record. Gene Ontology annotation, cellular component: ribose phosphate diphosphokinase complex; cytoplasm. Gene Ontology annotation, molecular function: magnesium ion binding; ribose phosphate diphosphokinase activity. The coding region runs from base 215 to 1171 and encodes 318 amino acids. Gene Ontology annotation, biological process: ribonucleoside monophosphate biosynthetic process; 5-phosphoribose 1-diphosphate biosynthetic process; purine nucleotide biosynthetic process. Lineage: Eukaryota; Metazoa; Chordata; Mammalia; Dasyuromorphia; Dasyuridae.
UAGGGGGGAGGUUGCGGGAAGGGGGCGGGUCCAGGCACCUCCCCCGGAGGCGGCUGCGGGGCCAUUUCCUCUCCUCAGUGGCCGAGGCGGAGCCGGGCCCCGGCCCCGCCCCUGCAGACUCGUCUACCGCCUCCUCCCGCUCUGGCUCCCGCCACCAGCAGAAGCAGCCGCCACCGUCGCCACCACCACUGCCGUCCAGUGCCCCGCGCCCGCCAUGCCCAACAUCGUGCUGUUCAGCGGCAGCUCGCACCAGGACCUGUCUCAGAAAGUGGCAGACAGACUGGGACUGGAGUUGGGCAAGGUGGUCACCAAGAAAUUCAGUAACCAGGAGACCAGUGUAGAAAUUGGUGAAAGUGUGAGGGGAGAAGAUGUCUACAUCAUCCAGAGUGGCUGUGGAGAAAUCAAUGAUAACUUGAUGGAACUUCUCAUUAUGAUCAAUGCUUGCAAAAUUGCAUCAUCAUCUCGGGUGACCGCAGUGAUCCCAUGUUUUCCUUAUGCUCGACAAGAUAAGAAAGACAAGAGUCGUGCUCCAAUUUCUGCAAAACUUGUGGCCAAUAUGCUUUCAGUGGCUGGCGCUGAUCAUAUCAUUACGAUGGAUCUCCAUGCUUCUCAGAUACAGGGGUUUUUUGACAUUCCGGUGGAUAACUUAUAUGCAGAACCUGCAGUCUUACAAUGGAUUCGAGAAAAUAUUGCAGAAUGGAGGAAUUGUAUCAUUGUGUCCCCAGAUGCUGGUGGAGCUAAAAGAGUGACAUCAAUUGCUGACAGAUUGAAUGUGGAGUUUGCUUUGAUUCACAAAGAAAGAAAGAAGGCAAAUGAGGUUGACAGGAUGGUUUUGGUUGGUGAUGUGAAGGAUCGUGUAGCCAUCCUUGUAGAUGACAUGGCAGACACCUGUGGCACUAUAUGCCAUGCUGCAGAUAAAUUACUUUCUGCGGGAGCCACCAAAGUUUAUGCUAUUCUGACUCACGGAAUCUUCUCUGGACCAGCUAUUUCCAGGAUUAAUAAUGCUGCAUUUGAGGCUGUGGUGGUCACAAAUACAAUUCCACAAGAGGACAAAAUGAAGCACUGCUCUAAAAUCCAGGUUAUUGACAUUUCAAUGAUAUUGGCUGAAGCCAUACGGAGAACACACAAUGGUGAAUCUGUGUCUUACCUGUUCAGUCAUGUUCCAUUAUAACUCCAGAUCAUAGCCUUCCUAUAGGCUGUGUACAGCCAGUCUGUUUUUGUUUUAAUUAUUGGGACUCGACAGUAUGACAAUUAAUGUUUAUUAAAGCUUCAAUUGUGUGUGCUUUGAGAUUCUUUUUUUUCUCCUCUCCUGAAUCCUCUUAACCCUUCUCCCCUGCAGCCCCCCUUUUCCCCCUUUUUAAUGAAUUGGCUUGUAUGGGAAAUGUCAGCAUUUCCCUACUUUUCCUGUACUCUUACGUUACAUUGGAGCUGCAAUUGUAAGAGUGUAAUUACAUUUCAGAAGAUUUUUAGUUUUAUAUAUCUGGGUUUGUCAGAGGUAACCCUAUAUUAAAGCAUUUCAUGUACUACUUUUAUUUAAUAAAAAUGCCUGUGGGCAUUUGGGUAAAACCCCUGCUAUAUAGAAUUAGAUCUUUUAUUCAGAAUAAACAUUAUUUUAGAGAAUUGUAGAAUACUUUGAAUAUUGACUUUUUUUGUUAGAGUUCAGAUUAAUUUCUUGGGCUUUACCUAAUUUAAACAAAGUUUUGAUCAGCUUAAUGAUGUUCAUUGACUCAUUGCUGAUGGAAGCUUGUAGACAAAUCAGUUAAGGACAACGUAGUGUAAAUGAAUGUAGUUUUGUGUAUCACAUUUAAGUUGGCUGUCAUAGUGCUGUGAAUUUCUGCUCGUUUCUGAAAAUUAUUUCUGAUAUUAGAAUUAUUAAGAAUUUUCUGGAUAUAAUCUUUGUCAGACUCUAAUCUCUAAAUUAAAUGUUCUGACAAAUUCUGACUAGUGCAUUACAAAUUGAAAAAGAAAAUUGCACAAAAAAAUGCUAAUUCUUUAAAAAUGCACACUCCAUUCUUUCUUAUAGUAUUCUUCUAUAUAGCGUUUAGUUGCAACUUUUGCUUUUAAUUUUUUUUUCUUUUGCAGCCAAGAAAAAUUGACAUUUCAAUGAUUGGAUUCUGAAUCAUUGGGACUUUCACAUUAUUAAACAUAGAGUAAUGUAUACUUAUACUUGAUUAAGGCAACAUUUAGGGCUUAAAUCCACUAAACCUAUUCAGUCUUUUAAUUCUUCUCUUUGACUUGAGUAAAGUUUAGAAUCAUCAGGAUUAUUAAGUGUAUGUUUAUAUAAUGCCUCUUUCCCUUUUUUUGUGGUUAGUGUACUUGUGUUUUUGUAGUCUAAAAUAGUUAAACAUCUCCAGGAAAGUUAAAACAUUUACCUAGAAGGCAGUAAUAAAGGAAAUCUGGAAAAAAGUAUUUUCAAAUAAAUAUUAAAUGUUUGAUUAGAAUGAUACCUGGUUAUUCUCAAAAGUGUCAGUUAAAGAACUCAUUAAAAUCAUAUUUUUUUACAUUUUUGGCUUAUGCCAUUUUUUUUCUAAAUCAGAAGUCAAAGGAAACAAUAUUAAAACAGCGCCACCUUUUCUUCUCUCCCUCACUCUCCCUGAAAAUCCUGAACAUUAUCUGGUCUUGUUUCUUAAUGCACUUCGGCUAGAUAAUAAGUCUGUGUAAUUCAGACCAAAAAAAAGUUAUAUACGGUUAUGCAGACCAACUUUAAUGAAAAGGAAUGCCAUUUUCCCAUCAUUUAGUUGAAAAUAAUCAACUUUGUUAUCUUUUUUUUUUUAAUAGCAUUAUUUAAAAUUUUCUAUUCUAGCAUUGAAAGAAUAUUAUUUUAGGUUAGCAGGUCUAAAAAUAAUAAUUUACCUGACAUUUCAGUUGUUGACAUCAGUCUUACUGCAUCUUUCUAUGCAGGAAAAUAGUUUCUAAAAAUAAUUCUAAAGUAAUCUGGCAGGAAAUCUAUGCAAUACAGUUUAAAUGGGCAGAUCCAUAAACUGGUAGCUUGAUAGCAUUGACUUUCUGAUUCCUGAGUUUAUCUAAUGUGUUAAAAGAAGGGACCAAAUACGUUACUUUGACUACUUAUACAAGGUAUUCCAAAAUAUUUAAUAGUUGUUUAUGUCAAUGUUGUUGGAGUGCAGUGGGAUUAGUAUAUCUACCAUUCAGAAUACUUGAAACCAACCCAUUGAAAUGAAAAUGUUCAGAACUGAUUUUAUCCUCUAGCACAAAACAGGAUGAAAUCUAUAUAACUAACCCACUCUGAUGAGGAACUAUUGUUUUAUCUUCUAUUUAACAUUUUUGUUUUUGCUGGGUUUUUUAAAAUAAAUUUAUGAUGAUAAAUAUGGCUGUGUUUACAUAUAUAAGUAGAAUCAGAUACACGUGAAAGAUCAGUUAGUCUGUAAAGAUUGCCUCAAAAGAAAACAUUGGUAUUUUUAGGUUUCCUGUUUUCUGUGGGACUCUCUAGAUUUGGCUCAUAGUAGAUGAAAUUAGCCAAGUCUUGCAUUCAGUUCUGCUACAUGCAUGCAGAAUCAGCUUAUAUCACUUUCCAAAUAAUAUAUAUAGGGAACCAUGAUCAUACCAAAGUUGCUCUCCUCAAAACUGUCAAUCAGUAAGUAUUUAUACCAUAUCUUUCCUUUAUUAGCUAUUGUUAAUGUCCAAGAAUUGUAUUGUUUGUGGUGCUUGUGUUGAUCAGGUUACUGUUACAAAAUGAAUUUCCUGUUAUUUCCUCUAAUAUUGUACUCAAGUAUUUUCAAUAAAAUUAUGUUGCAAAUUGCUCAUUUUAUAAGACA